Adineta ricciae is the source of this 333-nucleotide messenger RNA. The record is from the annotation of a GenBank genome assembly. Lineage: Eukaryota; Metazoa; Rotifera; Eurotatoria; Adinetida; Adinetidae.
AUGGUUUCUCUCAUGCAACUUGUAUGCAUCAGUGGUUUGGUGCUUGUUUCCUUUGUUGUCCAUAGCAAACAACAACCAGUAUCGGGUGCAUCGUCGGACGAAGAGUUCCACUUAGAAAAACGUCUUAUCGAUGGGCAUUCCCGCACAUCGAUUCCACUCUUUCGUGGAUCAAACUUAGGUAUCUUCGUACGUAAACGUCCACAAACGNUUUUGCGCUACACGCUAAUAACCAAUGAGAAAAAGCGAUGGAUCAUGAGCCAAUCCCUGAUUAGUGACAAGAAAAAUGAUCAUGAUCAACAUCUUUCUUCGUACCAACCCAUUUUUCAUCAAUAA